Stylonychia lemnae is the source of this 462-nucleotide messenger RNA. The record is from the annotation of a GenBank genome assembly. NCBI's taxonomy places the organism in Eukaryota, Ciliophora, Spirotrichea, Sporadotrichida, Oxytrichidae.
AUGUAAGAUAUUUUCAUCUCAGCUCAGCAAUUUUUAUAGGAACUUGAUGAGUAUUCAAUUAAUAAUGUUGCUAAAGACAUUAUUGGAGUCAAAACUGAACUUUAGGAAAAUUAAAUAUAAAUGAAUAAUCUAAAAUAAACUCUCCAGGAGCUUAAAACAAAAUAGUUCCGCAUCUAGAAAGGAGAAAUAGUUAUGUAAGCCUAAUAGGUAGCAGGCAGAGAUAACUAUUAUGACAAUAGUAAUGUAAUGGCUAAUAUGGCAGUUCAAGUUUAGAAUGAGGAAAGAAAAUAAGCAGAGGGUAGGUAAAUAGUUAAUUCAAUUCAAAAUGAUCAGAAUUAAGAAGCAUAUGACUUGAUUGCUUAGAUGAGAGCAAAAAAAUAAGAUUAAUAGAUUAAUACCAACAACAAGACCUUGAACAAUCACCAAAUGAACUAAGGCCCUCCUAAUGAUUAAAAAAUUUGA